Molecule: messenger RNA, 4900 nt
Organism: Mercenaria mercenaria
Lineage: Eukaryota; Metazoa; Mollusca; Bivalvia; Venerida; Veneridae
Product: DNA polymerase eta-like
Exons: 10
Coding region: 1305-3551 (748 amino acids)
Biological process (GO): response to radiation; error-prone translesion synthesis
Cellular component (GO): nucleus; replication fork; site of double-strand break
Molecular function (GO): DNA-directed DNA polymerase activity; damaged DNA binding
Source: RefSeq, a predicted model, not a curated record
UCAAAGCUUUUGCUUUGAAACUUGGAAUACUUGUUCACCAUCAUAAGCAGACCCUGUACAUCAAGAAACAUAACUCCAUCUUGCUUUUUGCAAGAAUUAUUGCCCCUUUUGGACUUAGAAAAUCAGUUUUCUUGGUUAAGUUUUAUGUUUAGGUCAGCUUUUAUCCUAAACUAUCAAAGCUAUUGCUUUAAAACUUGCAACACUUGUUGACCAUCAUAAGCUGACCCUGUACAACAAGAAACAUAACUCCAUCCUGAUUUUUGCAAGAUUUAUGGCCCCUUUUGGACUUAGAAAAUAUCAGAUUUCUUGGUUAAGUUUUAUGUUUAGGUCAACUUUUUCUCUUAAACUAUCAAAGCUAUUGCUUUAAAACUUGCAACUCUUGUUCACCAUCAUAAGCUGACCCUGUACAGCAAGCAACAUAACUCCAUCCUGCUUUUUGCAAUAAUUAUUGCCCCUUUUGGACUUAGAAAAUCAGUUUUCUUGGUUAAGUUUUAUGUUUAAGUCAGCUUUUAUCCUAAACUAUCAAAGCUAUUGCUUUAAAACUUGCAACACUUGUUGACCAUCAUAAGCUGACCCUGUACAGCAAGAAACAUAACUCCAUCCUGCUUUUUGCAAGAUUUAUGGCCCCUUUUGGACUUAGAAAAUAUCAGAUUUCUUGGUUAAGUUUUAUGUUUAGGUCAACUUUUUCUCUUAAACUAUCAAAGCUAUUGCUUUAAAACUUGCAACUCUUGUUCACCAUCAUAAGCUGACCCUGUACAGCAAGCAACAUAACUCCAUCCUGCUUUUUGCAAUAAUUAUUGCCCCUUUUGGACUUAGAAAAAUCAUUUUCUUGGUUGAAUAUUAUGUUUAAGUCAACUUUUCUCAUAAACUAUCAAAGCUAUUGCUUUAAAACUUGCAACAGUUUUUCACCAUCAUAAGUGGACACUGUACAUCAAGAAGCAUAACUCUAUCCUGCUUUUUGCAAGAGUGAUGGCCCUUUUUAGACUUAGAAAAUCAUGGGUAGGACAAUAUUUCUAUUAUACAAAAAAAAUCAGAUGAGCGUCAGCACCCGCAAGGCGGUGCUCUUGUUUUUUUUUUGCCAUCAAGCCGUAAGUGAAAAGAUUUCUAUUGAAGUAGAUUAUAUUGGCUAUUGUUUUAUUUUUAACAAUAUAAAUUAUUGAUUGUUGAGAAUAUCUUUAUAGUCAGUUUAUGUUCUGUAUCACUGUAUUACACUUAACAUGAAAAUUGGCUAAUAUAUGUACAUGUGUUUUUGAUCUAUCACAGAUGGAAUUUUGUAAAAUUUCCAGUGUCUGUUUUGACGAAAUAUGGAGAGGAUAGUUGCUUUGGUAGAUAUGGAUUGUUUCUACGUACAAGUAGAACAAAGGCUUAACCCUAGUCUGAAGGGAAAACCGUGCGCUGUGGUACAGUUCAAUCCAUGGAAAGGUGGAGCGAUUAUAGCAGUGAGUUAUGAGGCACGAGAUUUUGGUGUAACCAGACAGAUGAGAGGGGAUGAUGCUAAAGCUAAAUGUCCAGAUAUACAGUUGGUUAGGGUGCCGCUAGUUCGUGGAAAAGCUGACCUUACAAAGUAUCGUGAAGGAGGAGCAGAAGUUAUUGAAGUAUUAUCAAGGUUCAGUAACUGUGUAGAGAGAGCGAGUGUAGAUGAGGCAUACAUAGAUCUUACAGAGGAAGUAGAGAAAAGACUGUCCUCCCUCAGUCAAGAUAGAGUCACCAUUGAUAAACUCCCUAACACUCAUGUAGUAGGAUUCAAUAAGGAUAAAGAUGGGAGAGAUCUAUCAGACUGGCUUAGUGUAACAUUUGAUGAGGAGACCAUGGAUUGUUACAACAGACGUCUUGCUGCAGGUGCAGUAAUAGCUGAAGAAAUGAGGGCUGCGGUCUACAAUGAUACUGGAUUCCGAUGCUCUGCUGGCAUUGCUCAUAACAAGAUGUUAUCCAAGUUAGCUUGUGGAUUUCACAAACCAAAUAAACAAACAAUACUGCCUCAUAGUGAAGUUCCAAAACUGUAUUCCACUCUACCUAUAAGGAAAAUACGUAACCUAGGUGGAAAGAUGGGACAGUUAGUAAUGGAACACCUACAGGCAGAAAACAUGGGAGAUCUACUCAAGUUUUCAGAGAAGGCAUUGCAACAGUUACUUGGAGACAAGAAUGGAUCAUGGUUGUAUGAAGUGUGCCGAGGAUUUGAUCAUGAACCUGUGGCAGCCAGGCAAUUACCCAAGUCUAUCGGUUGUAGCAAAACCUUCACUGGAAAGAACUGCCUGAAUACACGAGAAAAGGUAAAAUUCUGGCUGUCAGAAUUAGCAAAAGAAGUCCAUGAAAGACUGGAAAAGGACAAAGAAAAUAAUAAACGUACAGCGAAGUCACUGACACUGUCGGUACAUUAUGAAAGUCAUCCUCGACCAGUGUCCGCUUCUAGAGUAUGUGCACUCAUCAAGUAUGAUCUUGCAAAGUUUUCCAGUGAUGCCUUUACCCUUGUACAGCAGUUUAACACAAGUCCACCUCAUCAGGCUUCAUGGUGUCCCCCUAUCAUAUACUUGGGACUGUCAGCAGGCAAGUUUCAGGAUGACUCAGCUGCAGGUGUCAAGAUUGGUGAAAUGUUUGCUAGGAAAGACCACACCGUCUCUUUGACACAGUCUGAAAAUUUUGUGAACCAGUCACAGUUUGAUUUCAUGACAGAUAAUCAGUCUGAUGAAAGGGGAGGUAAGACAGUCAUAAAGAACAAGAACCAGUCUGUUAUUGAAGAGAGCUCUGCCAAGGAGGAGAAAAAAGGGUCUAUUAUGUCUUUUUUCUCUCAGAAAAUGAAUGAUAAAGUGGUAGGAGUCACAAGCACAUCACCAAUAUCAGAAGAUGCUAUGGAAAUGACCAAGGACUCGCAGCAAACUAGAAAAUCAAAUGACAACAGUUUAAAGUCUUUCUUUAAAAGAAAACAGUUGGACAACCUAGCAAGUAUGAAAGUGAAAACUGAAAUAAAUGAAGAACAUAAACAAACCCCAAGCACAUCUAGCCCAGUUCAGAACAAUUCAUUCUUUAAACAGAAAAUGGAGAGUGUAAACAACCUGCAAAAGUAUCGAAGUAAUAUUACAGGAAAACAAAAUGUGGAAAUAAUUGUUAAUGAUGAAGAAGAAUCAACAGUUCUUGUAGAUGAUUCUGAUUCUGAAGUUGAAGAAAUUACAAGUAUGACUGUUGAGGGUAAUAAAUCUGAGGAAGUUAAAGUAGAUGAGGAAGAUAACAAAGCAAGUAGUUUUCAAGAAACAUACCUUGAGAAAGAUAAUUCAGAGAGGAGUAAGAAUUUAAGUACGUCCAGUUUUCCAGCAGAAGAUUUAAUGCAGUGUGAAAAGUGUGACAAGUUGAUAACUGUGUGGGAAAUGCCAGAACACAUGGAUUUUCACUUUGCUGUGGAAUUGCAGAAAAAUAUGAACACUGAAGAUAGAAAUGGUGCUGCAAAUCAAGUAAAGAGAAAAAGUAUUGGUGUGUCAGGUAAUGAAAGAACUAGUAAAAAGGCGAAACUUGACACUUCACAGGGUAAACUGGACACAUUCUUCACAAAACUUAGCUGAAAGUUCAAGUACAGGUAUAUUCGUUCACAGAAUGAUGACAGUUUUCAAGAUCUUCAUGUAUUUACAGUUUGACAUGUGUAUCUUGUAUAGAGAUACGAUAAUAGAAGUAAAAAACGACAUCAAGUAAAAUAAAAUGCCUCAGUAGGGUAUUUUAAGCUCACCUGAACACAAACAUGGUGAGCAUUAAUUUUGUGAUCAUGCUGUGUCUGCCGUCCGUUUAUGUCUGCGUCCAUCCAUCCGUCUGUCAUCAACAAUUUCUUUAAACAACAUCUGCUCCAAAAGCACUGAAUGGAUUUUGAUAAAACUGCCUGGAUGUUCCUUGGGUGGUUUUCUACCAAGUUUCCACUUGGUUGCAUACACAGGCUGCCAGAGCUAAAAUAGAAAAAUCUUCAAAUGAUAUCUCCACCUAAACUGCUGGUCCGAUUUUGAAAUAAUUUCACACAAAAUGGUCCUUGUGUGAACUUCUACAAAUAUUGUUCAAAUUAUUCUGAUUUUUAUAAAUCAGAUUGGCCGCCAGAGGGCGUGGUCACUUUUUCCUUUAUGUAUGUAGUAGGAACUUUAAAGAUUUCUUUUAUGAAACUGCUGGCUCAAUCUUAAACUUAUUUCAUACAAAUUGUCCUUGUGUGACCUUCUACUAAGAUUGUUCAAAUUAUUUUGAUUUGUCAAAAAACAUGCCCGCCAAAGGGUGUGGUCACUUUUCCCUUUAUGUAUGUAGUAGAAACUUAAAAUCUCAUAUGAAACUGCUGGCCUGAUUUUAAAAUAAUUUCACACAAAUGGUCCUUGUAUGACCUUCUACAGAGAUUGUUCAAAUUAUUCUGAUUCAUCAAAAAACAUGAAUGACAUGGCCGCUUGGGGGGAGUUGUCACUUUUUCCCUAUAUGUACAUAUUGGAAACUUUAAAAAUGUUCUUGUGAGAAACAGCAGACCCUAUUGUAAAUCACUUUUACACAAAAUGUUUUUUGGAUAUUUAUUUGUGAUAACAGAGUUUGACUGCCUAUUGUAAUUGUUCAAAUUAUUGCCAAAGGUUCAGAAAUGGCCAUGCCCAUGUGUGUGACAUGUAUAUUAGUACUGUUAUAAAAAAUCUUUACGUUAGCAAGUACAAUGUUCACUUUUUUGUGUUCACCCUUCUUUUGAAAUACAGAUUCAUGUUGCUAUAUGGUUAAAAAGGGGUUUGCAAUUAUUUUAUUUAUUGUAUGUAACUAUUUAUGACAAUAUUUAUUCAGCAACUAUUUAUUGUUAAUGAUCAUGAUGUAGAUUUUAUGGAUAACAACUCUUAUUGAUGUUUUACAAAAUCUACCUCACUUUUAUCAUGUAAUAUAUUUAGAAAUUAAAAUAGAUGUUAUUGGUUAA